AUGCUCAACCCGCACACCUCCGCAGCCAUUGCGCAGGUUGUCUUUUACGCGCCCAUGGUGCCCGUCGUCAUCUACCUCUUCUCGCGCAACGCCCGAAUCCGUCCACGUAUGGCCUGGUGGCCCUUGAUUCCGUUUAGUCUAUUCCGUCUUGCUGGCGGCAUCGUCACCAUCAUCGCCGAGAAGAAGCCCGACAACGUCGGUCUCUGGAUCGCCGCGCUGACCCUCCUCAACGUUGGCGUCGUCCCCCUCAUCGUCGCCGACCUCGGCCUCACCCGAUUAAUAAUGCAAGACAACCACGCCGCCAACCCCACGUACGAGAAGCUCGCCAAGGUCCUGCGCCUCACCUUCGUCGCCGCCAUCCUCCUCCUCGCCGCCGGCGGCGGCACCGCCUCCGCCAGCGCACACAUCUCCCGCGCGCUGACCCUCGCCGGCUACGUCGUCUUCGCCGUCGAGCUGCUGCUGCUCGUCGCCAUGCAGGCGUGGUUCUUCGCCCGCAGGCGGGAGCUGCUGCGGAGCAGCCGCAGGGUGCUCUUCGCCGCGCUGGCGGCCGCGCCGUUGCUGGCGCUGCGCACCGCGUACGGCCUGCUCGAGGUCGCCGCGCAGGGGGACGCGAGAAGCGCGUGGAACCCGCUGACGGGGUCGGCGGUUGCAUUUGCGCUGAUGGCGCUGCUGCCGGAGUACGUGGUGCUGGUCGGCUGGGUGCUGAUGGGAUUCUCGAUCCCGCCGAGGCGCGAGGGUGACGGCGUGCCGGUGGACGGUGACACCCCCAAGGUCUGA
Molecule: messenger RNA, 777 nt
Organism: Cordyceps fumosorosea ARSEF 2679
Lineage: Eukaryota; Fungi; Ascomycota; Sordariomycetes; Hypocreales; Cordycipitaceae
Exons: 3
Coding region: 1-777 (258 amino acids)
Source: RefSeq, a predicted model, not a curated record